Psilocybe cubensis is the source of this 810-nucleotide messenger RNA. RefSeq lists its product as uncharacterized. The coding region runs from base 1 to 810 and encodes 269 amino acids. The record is from RefSeq and is a predicted model, not a curated record. The transcript is spliced from 8 exons. Lineage: Eukaryota; Fungi; Basidiomycota; Agaricomycetes; Agaricales; Agrocybaceae.
AUGGCAAAUGUUCCAGUAAUUGCGUUUGGUCCUAAUCCGGAUAUUUAUUACAUUGGACUGGGGCUACGUUAUUACAUGAGUGGCAUGCCAGCGUCUGUACAAAACACGAUUCAGAAGUGGCCUGCGAUGCAGUUAAAGUGGAUGAGCAUUGAUGUUGAUGGAGCGUGGGCGGCACGAGAUGGAGGUUCCCUUCGCACUGAGUAUGAUACAACCAUUACACAACCUGCUAUAGAUAAGAUUGUAGCCUUCCCCACCGCUGAAUAUGUAACCUUUGGAACCACCAAAGAUAUGUACUGUGCCGUCACACCCGGCAAUGGCUGGGGUGCGAGCUUGGAAGAUGAGCAAAUAGAUAGUCUGCAACAGGUUAAGGCCUCCAUGGGUGAACAAUUGUUCGACCAGACACUCAAAGGCAUCGUUUUCGGAAAAGGAAUGACAAUGAUCUUCCUCUUUAGUGGUUCCUUUAGCUAUUACACCGACAGAGAGGCUGAGGGCAGCCAAAUGGAGAGUCUGCUCAACGAAUACAUUUACCGCCAGCCAUCGUGGACUGUCGAACCCGGCUCAGUUCUGUGCCCAUGGAGCAUUGACUAUUAUUUCCUCAAGUUUAAAAAUCCCCAGACCGGGGAGAUCAAGAUGCAUUGGAACCUGCCACCAACCAUGGACGCUAAUUUAGCCGAUCUUCAGGCAACGUUCAAUACACCAGAGGCACAGCAAGCAAUCGCUAAUCGUCAACAACUCGGACUGGUUCAGGCUAUAAGCAACUAUAAUGUGUCGUUAUCGGCGGCGAAUGCGUUAAGGCAAACGUGGUGGUGA